Molecule: messenger RNA, 4457 nt
Organism: Aaosphaeria arxii CBS 175.79
Lineage: Eukaryota; Fungi; Ascomycota; Dothideomycetes; Pleosporales
Exons: 3
Coding region: 137-4279 (1380 amino acids)
Cellular component (GO): cytoplasm; endoplasmic reticulum; plasma membrane
Molecular function (GO): protein binding
Source: RefSeq, a predicted model, not a curated record
CGAACGAGCAAUUCCCACGUUUCUCUCUUCACCUGCACUCAUGCCUUGUAGUAUACCUUUAAAUGUGUUAAUGUGAUUCUGCUGCUAUACAUACGGUACCCUUUUCCUAUAAUUUUGUUCAGUUUCCUUCCUUGGGAUGGCAGCUGAGACUUCCCAGCCGCCGACGCUGGAGCCCGUUGCGAAACCACUUUCUUUGAUACCCGUCACAAUAAAAGAGGCUGCCCUCGAUUCGCCCACGUUUCGCGCGACCGCUGUCCACCUCGGUGAUCAAAUCGACCUGAUCGAACGAUGGCUGGACUCGCACGUUCGAGCUGUCUCGAAACUCGCGAACGAAAUGCAUGCGCUGCAAUCCCUCGUAGAUAGUUACGUCCAAACAUCGCAUCCACCGUUGCAGCUGUCCGAGGCUGUCCUCGACCAUGAUUACACAGUUUUGGCUUUGAAAAGGUUUGGGGAAGGUGCACGGGAAUUCUGGAAUAACACUUUGCGUGGUAUGAAACGAGCAGAGACGACUGUUUGUGAUCCGAUACGGGCUUUUCUUCAGAACGAUCUACGUAUGUUGAAAGACGCGCGCAAGAAUUUGGAGAACAGUCAGCGCACUUUCGAUGGCGCAAUAGCGCGAUAUGCUGGCCAAGCAAAGACCAAAGAACCAUCUUCGCUCAGAGAAGACGCCUUCCAAUUGCAUGAAGCACGGCGAGCGUAUUUGAAAGCAAGCAUGGACUUUUGCGUCAUGGCACCGCAGGUCAGGAGUACACUGGACAGAAUCCUCGUCAAAGUUAUCAACGAACAGUGGCGUGAAAUGAAAACAGCUCGUGACAACUCGAACAAAAGUUUUGGUAUGUGGAGCGCAGAUAUUGAUCGUGUCCGUGGUUGGAGUAAAGAGAUGGAGAACGGCGAGCGUGUUUUUAAAAGAGAACUACAUCUAGCCAGACAGCAGAUUGAAACAAACGCCGAGGUGGCAGCGCGCCCUUCUCGAGACUUGGACGACUAUGCGGCGUCCACAGUUCCAUACCUCGGUACCCAAGCUCCUUCAACCGCAAAUAUCUCUACGGCGUCGAAAUCGGACUCUUCGCAAGAAAAGGCGGAGAAACAGGGUUGGCUUUUCCAGCGCACAAUAACAGGCAAACCUGCCCGGACUUAUUGGGUAAGGAGAUGGUUCUUCGUAAAAAACGGAAUAUUUGGCUGGUUGACCCAAGGUACACGCUCAGGCGCUGUCGAAGAAUCUGAAAAGAUUGGCGUACUCCUUUGCGGGAUCCGACCUGCAUUCCAGGAAGAACGACGGUUUUGUUUUGAGGUGAAGACCAAGGAUACCACUGUGCUUUUGCAGGCCGAAACACAGCAUGAUCUCACUGAAUGGAUUUCCGCGUUUGAGGUUGCUAAGCGGAAAGCUCUGGAAGACUCAUCUAAGGAUGGAGCUAUGUCGUCGGGCUCUGUUGAUGCUGCAUUCUCGAUCAGUCCACCUGUCGCCCCCGAGUUCGCUGCGAAGACUUCCGAGGGCCAUGCAGCACACCCUAGCGACGAUAUAAGCGGACUUGAUAGAGCAGAAACACUGGCAUUGCCUGGCGCUGAAGGUUUAGCAUCGCGCGGGAGUUUUGACGUUACACGCUCAAAGACCGGACUCGAACGUGAGGGCGAAGGUAGUCGUCGCGACCAUGCUGCUCGUAUCAUGGAGAAACUUGACCUUACUCGAAAAUCAACUCUGGGGCCUCAAUUAAGCUCGAGCAACCCCUCCUCUGCUACCGGCGGUAUCGCCAGUCUGAUUUCAGCAAGUCUAGCUUCGGCCAGUCAUAAUAUCGUUCAAGUAGGGCAGAUAACAGCACCUGCCCCUGGAUUGCCCGAUACCCGCUUGGUGAUGGGCCAGACCCUACCCACAAGCAGCCUUGCGCCAUCCACUCUUGCCAAUCCUCCUGCACCGACAAAUCUGAGUAAAGCAGCUGUUGCCGUAAGCGGCGAGCGAGGGAUUAGUCUGGGGCGAGCGGGCAAUAUGCCUGGUGGGUUGAUGGCCAAUUUAUGGGGGUCUGUCAACUGGGGAUAUAUUAAUCGCCUUGAACGUGGAGAGGUUCACCCAAUCCGCAAUGAACAAAGUGCUUCAGGACCGCCGAGUCCGGUCAACUCUCCCCCCGCUCUAGAGCCAUUGGACAAGACUGGUGAUGGCUCUUCUGGGGAUCCAUCUUCAGCAAGUAUAACUCCUGCGCCUGGCUCCUCCCAUCGGAAGACCAUGAGCAUGGGCGGACCAGCGCCGUCGCCCUCUCUAAGGCCCACAGUCGUCACCGAUGACUUUCCAAAUUAUUAUCCGCUCGCUCUACGUAUGCAAGAUGCCCAAUUCCGUACACUUUUCCCUGGUGCGCCCCGGGAGGACAAGGUUAUACUAGUGUUCCGUGCGGUUUGGAAUCCUACAGACCAGCAAGAAUUUCCGGGUCGCGUCUACGUCACUCCAAGGGACAUAUACUUCUACAGUAACCACUUGGGCCUCGUUCUCAUUACGGGUAUCACCAUGGGAUCCAUUGAGGAGGUUACUGCUGCGCCAGGGAAAGAUUGUGACUUCCUUUUCAUCCAUUUCAAGCCUGGCGCAAGAGAGGAUGGUGCAACAAGGAUUACCGUGAAAACCUUUCUCGAGCCACUGAAACUUCUCUUACUUCGAUUGAAUUUUCUUGUUCGCAACGCCAGUACAGGGGAGAAUAGUUUGGAGGAAGUGGUAAAGAGAUUGAUCAAGCUCGAGGUCGCAGAUCAAGACCAUUCACCGAGUGCCGAGAGUUGGGAAGAUAUAUCCAUACAUACACCUAUGGAUUCUGGCUAUGGUGGAAAGGACAUCAAGACUAGCCUCAGGAUCGACGGCAAUCUCUUUGGUCCAUCAGGGACCGCCGCCAGAAAUACGACCAAGUUCAAGCUUCCGUCUCAGCCCGUCAAUUUCACUCCACGAGGUAUGACACAAAUUGCCAUCGAGAAAGAAUUCGAGAUUAGCGCGAAGGGCUUGUUUCACAUUCUUUUUGGAGAUAAAAGUGCUGUUUUCCAGAUGUUGUAUCGGGAACGCUGGGCACAGCGGGUCGUCCAAGGCCCAUGGACCGCGAACGACCAAGGACUACAACGUCGCGAUUUCGAGUACGAAAUUGAGCAACCCGGAAAUCAGGGUGCGGUUGUCAUAAAUGAUUACCAAAUCAUUGAAGUCCUGAAUGACCACCUUUGCUAUGUUGUUGCGGACCGAAAGACACCUUGGUACCUCCCUGGAGCGGAUCGGUUCGUCCUUAUGAACAAGAUCAUCAUCACCCAUGUUUCAAAAGCGAAAUGCAAGUUGGCAAUAUAUGUGAAGGUCGACUGGGCUCGAAAUCCCCGCUUCGCAAAGAAACUGAUUGAACGACAAGGUCUGCAGGAUCUUGAGCUUGAAGCAGAAGAUCUUGUCGAUGUAGUGAAUGACCAGAUCGCCAAGUUAGGGCACAACAGGAACACAAAUAAAGUCACGAAUAUCUUUGGGCAGAUCGGAGUAGUCAACCAGGCAUCCCAAAUUGCUGCGCAGGACAUACCUCCACCUAACCGCCCUAGAAAAUUCAAGCUACAGCCUCAAACGACGGGGUCCGUCAUAGCUCAACUGAUUGGAAAUGUCAUCAUUAGCAUAUUGUCGACUGUAAUGAGCUGGAUAUUAGCCGCGUUUACCUCCCUUGGUAAUCUGCUGUCCGCUCAUAAGAUUCUGGUUGCCUUGCUGGUUAUCAGUGGCGCAACGAAUUUCAUGUACAGCAGUCGCGAUACUUGGCUAUGGUGGGAGGAGCGUAAUGCAGCGAAAUUUAUGGAAAGACUCGGUGUUGGACCGAGCCAUUCGAUGACUCGCGCGGUCUCUUUGCGGGACUUGGAGGAUACUUUCGUAAAGAGCAACGAGACGACAAUUGUUCCGGGUUCCAAGCUCCGGCUGAACCAGGACAACAAGUGUCACCAGAUAUUUUCAUCUCUCAUCGCCAACCCAAAAGUACCUCUUCCUGCUUCACCUUUGUCCUCUCUAUCGACAUCCCACGCACAGAGUCGUCUGCACCGCACGCGCCAGAAUUUGGGGUCUCAUCGACAUGAUCUUUUGGUGGCCCUACGCGUCGUCAACCGCAUCGAAAAGGAGGUCAUUGCGGCAGAAUAUGAAAGCUGGCUGAAGGACGAGACUGCAAAAUGUGGACAGGUCGGGGCCUUCUUGGAGGGAAAAGGUAGGAAGGGCCAGAAGGAUGUUCAAGAAUGGGUCAAUACGUAUUGUGGAGAUUGUCAAACGGCACUCGAGGCAGUAGAACUGGCGGGAAGCGCGUUGAUUUAAUAUCUCCCGACUUACAUAAACGUGAUGGACGAGCCAAAUCGGAGGAGCCACCCGUAUCCAUUUUGUACUUCUAGCUGACAUACCAGAGAACCAAUUCAUGCCAUAACUUACGCCAAUAGGGUGUUCUUUCUUGAGAUGAUAGUUGCAUCGAAUAUGUAACAGCCAAUGAACAAUAAUC